CAGCAAUUUCGAACGCUUUAAAUUAAAAUUUUUGCAUCGCGUUCGUAUUUUUGAUUAAUUUCUGAGAAAUUAUCGCUUAAUUAAGGACAAAUUUGUGCUAAAAGCGUUCAGCGUGAAUAUUCGGAAUUAGUUACGUAGUAAACAACGUAAACUUGGAACAAAAUGUGUGACGAUUGGAUUGAGGACGAAACGCCUUAUCAGCCCUCGCAUGAGAUGCUAACCUCACCGCGUAGUGAUCGGAAGCGUGCAUACGAUUCACGUGGGCGACGUGGAGAAGUUCAACGCCAGAGCAGUUUUCGGGACUCUCGUCGUGACGAAAAUAGGGAUGAUGGACCAAAACUCGAAUUUUUGAUUAAUUCCGUCGAUGUUGGCACAGUAAUAGGCAAAGGCGGCUCGACAAUCCGUGAGACACAGAACAAAUUCAACGUCCGUAUUUCCGUAGACAAAAAUGUUUCUGAAUACGGAAAAGCCAAAGUUGUCAUUUCGGGACAUUCGAGUGCUGCAUUGAACGAUUGUCGCAAUUUCAUCGAGGAUUUGUUGCCAAAAUCGCCGCCUGCUAACGAAAACUCUGGCGGUAAUGGUUACGAUGACGGUCCAAUUGAUUGGGAUGCUGCCAAUCGCCGUUCGGAAAAUGCGAUUCGUGAACGUUGGGCUAAAUGCCCACCACUGGAGAAGAAUUUCUACAAGGAACAUCCCGAUGUAAAAGCCUUGUCACCGGAAGCCGUUGCGGAAUUUCGUAAAAACAACAUGAAUAUCAAGGUUUCACGCACAUUCGAGGAAAAUGCAAAAGAUUCAGACCCGAUCCCGAAUCCUGUGCUCGAAUUUCAUCACGCGUUUGCCGAAUAUCCGGAUUUGAUGGAGGAAAUUCACAAACAGGGAUUCAAACAUCCGUCGCCGAUUCAAGCGCAAGGCUGGCCUGUCCUGCUCAAAGGGGAAGAUCUCAUUGGAAUUGCUCAAACCGGCACCGGGAAGACAUUGGCGUUUCUUUUGCCAGCUUUGAUUCACAUUGAGAGACAACCGGUGCCGAGAGAUCAACGUGGCGGUCCAAAUGUGCUUAUUUUAGCGCCGACAAGAGAACUGGCACAACAAAUCGAGAACGAAGUACAAAAGUAUCAGUUUCGUCAAAUUCGUGCGUGUUGCGUUUAUGGCGGAGGCGAUCGUCGCAAGCAAGUUGACAUCGUAAAAGCUGGCGUUCAAAUUAUUAUUGCGACGCCGGGACGUUUUAACGAUUUGGUGUCGAACGGAAUCAUUGACAUCACGAGUGUUACUUAUUUGGUCCUCGAUGAAGCUGAUCGUAUGCUCGAUAUGGGCUUCGAACCACAAAUCCGCAAACUCCUGUUGGAUAUUCGUCCUGAUCGUCAAACUGUGAUGACAAGCGCUACAUGGCCCUCGGCUGUUCGUCGUCUCGCCUCGAGUUACAUGAAGAAUCCCAUUCAAGUUUACGUUGGUUCUCUCGAUUUGGCUGCCACGCAUACCGUUACUCAAGUCAUCGAGGUCAUCCAAGAAGACGAAAAAUUCAAGCGCAUCCAAGAAUUCGUUCAGAGCAUGGGACCACAUGACAAAGCCAUCAUCUUUUGCGGGAAAAAGCAACGUGCCGACGAUCUCAGUUCCGACUUCAGCUUAAUGGGCAUUCCCGUGCAAUCGAUUCACGGAGAUCGUGAUCAAAGUGAUCGCGAACAAGCGUUGCGUGACAUCAAAGAAGGUUACGUUAAAAUUUUGGUCGCCACGGAUGUUGCCUCGCGCGGCAUUGACAUCGAAGAUAUCACGCACGUUGUCAACUACGAUUUUCCGCGUAACAUUGAGGAAUACGUUCAUCGUGUAGGUCGCACAGGAAGAGCAGGACGUUCCGGAGUUUCCUUGAGUUUAGUAACGCGCAGCGAUUGGGGUUCAAUGAUGGAACUGAUCGACAUCCUGGAAGAAGCAAAUCAGGAAGUACCAACGGAAAUUCGUAACAUGGCUGAACGGUUCAAGGAAAUGAAACAACGUCGCGAAGACGAAAAGACAUCCUUUGGCAUGGGAGGAGGAGGCGGAGGACGAUUCGGUGGCGGCGGCGGCGGAAGUUUUAGUCGACGCGAUGACAACCGAAACAGUAACGCAUUGUCUUUUAGCACACCUUCGUCGAAUGUCGGUGCCAUCAUUGGAAAAGGAGGCAGUAAUAUACGCGAAACGCAGGAAAAGUACGGUGUGCGUAUCGAUGUCGACAAAAAUAUGGGUUCCGAGGCGAAAAUCACCGUAAAAGGGUCAGAUUUUGAUGGCGUGAAGGAAGCCGUGGAAUUCCUCAAAUUGAUGUGCGAAAACACACAAACCCGAGAUAACGAUCGUCACAGUUAUCGUUAAACGCGUAGUGUAGAUCACGAAAUAUUUUCCAACAAAAAGUAUGUGAUAAAUUUUUUUGACCAUGAAACGUACUUUAUUUAUUUUCUCGAAUGGCAAUUUGAAGCCAUUUUCACAAAUGCAACACUUGAACUCCGAGGCUGUUAGAAAAAUAUUCUGGGCUAUUUAGCCAUUUUCUGACAUAAAAAAAAUAUUUAAAAUGACAAAAUAAUAGACAACACAAAUAUUUAUAAGACACAAGAUUUAUUUAAAAAUAAAUAUAAUUUUCUAAUAUUCCG
Messenger RNA from Culicoides brevitarsis, 2612 nucleotides. RefSeq names its product probable ATP-dependent RNA helicase DDX43. NCBI's taxonomy places the organism in Eukaryota, Metazoa, Arthropoda, Insecta, Diptera, Ceratopogonidae. Gene Ontology annotation, molecular function: ATP binding; RNA helicase activity; RNA binding. Bases 163 to 2337 code for a protein of 724 amino acids. The transcript is spliced from 4 exons. The record is from RefSeq and is a predicted model, not a curated record.